Sorex araneus (European shrew) is the source of this 960-nucleotide messenger RNA. RefSeq names its product olfactory receptor 2T6. Gene Ontology annotation, biological process: G protein-coupled receptor signaling pathway. Gene Ontology annotation, molecular function: olfactory receptor activity; G protein-coupled receptor activity. The transcript has a single exon. NCBI's taxonomy places the organism in Eukaryota, Metazoa, Chordata, Mammalia, Eulipotyphla, Soricidae. The record is from RefSeq and is a predicted model, not a curated record. The coding region runs from base 1 to 960 and encodes 319 amino acids. Gene Ontology annotation, cellular component: membrane.
AUGGAUGAAGAUAAUAUGACGUUUUCCAAUGACUUCACCCUCACGGGUCUUUUCAAUAACAAUAAGGCCUCCGCCUUCCUUUUUAGCCUCAUUUGUGCCAUUUUCUUCAUGGCCAUUAUAGCUAAUGGGAUCAUGAUAUUCCUAAUCCACGUAGACCCUCACCUCCAUACACCUAUGUACUUCCUGCUCAGUCAUCUCUCCUUCAUUGACAUGAUGUACAUAUCCACCAUUGUGCCCAAGAUGCUGGUUGAUUAUAUUUUGGGCAAUACAACGAUUUCCUUUGUUUCCUGUACAGUCCAGUACUUUCUCUACAUGGGAUUUGUGGGGGCUGAGUUUUUCCUCCUUGGACUUAUGGCUUAUGAUCGCUAUGUGGCUAUCUGCAACCCUCUGCGUUACCCUAUACUCAUGAACCAAAGGGUUUGCUGGAUGAUCUUGGCAAGUUCUUGGUUUGGCGGUUCUCUGGACAGCUUCCUUCUCACUCCAAUCACCAUGACGCUCCCAUUCUGCGCCUCCCACAAAAUCAAUCACUUCUUCUGUGAGGGACCCACGAUGCUUAGACUGGCUUGUGGUGACAAAGCUGCCUAUGAAAUGAUUAUGUAUGUUUGCUGUGUGAUGAUGCUGCUGAUCCCGUUCUCUGUGGUUAUUGCCUCGUAUGCUCGGAUCCUCAUCACGGUUCAUCAGAUGAACUCGGCAGAAGGGAAGAAAAAAGCCUUUACGACCUGUUCAUCACAUAUAACUGUAGUGACCUUGUUCUACGGGGCUGCCCUGUACACAUACAUGCUUCCCCAAUCCUACCACACUCCAAUCAAAGAUAAAGUAUUUUCUGCCUUUUACACCAUCCUCACCCCAUUUUUAAACCCUCUUAUCUACAGCCUGAGAAACAGAGAUGUGACUGGGGCCUUUAAAAGGAUUUUGAAAAGAUUUCAAAGAGCCCCUGGUGUGACAACAGAAGACUUCUGA